UCUCAUUUCCAAUCCAAUCUAAUAAUAACUAUUUAUUCGUUCAACAAACUCUUUUUUCUUCAUUCAAUUCCCCAAUUACUAAACUUCAUAUCCAUCUUUUUCAUACACCCCAUUAUAUAAUCAUCAUCAUACUUAUAAAUUCAUUAUUAAAGAUCACACAAAAACAAUUUCUAACAAUGGCUGGAUUUCUAUCAAAUCUCAAAAGAUUAUAUCUCACUGCUUAUAACUGGGUUGUAUUUGCUGGAUGGUUUCAAGUAUUGUUUUUGACUUUGAAAACAUUAAAGGAAUCUGGGCAUGAACAUGUUUACAGUAACAUUGAGAAACCACUUUUGUUAGCUCAAUCUGCUGCCUUUUUAGAGAUACUACAUGGGAUUAUAGGCUUGGUAAGAUCCCCAGUUUCAGCAACACUGCCUCAAAUAAGUUCUAGAUUGUAUGUGGUGUGGGGAAUCCUGUAUAGUAUUCCUGAGGUUCAAACGCAUCCUAUUGUCAGCUCAUUGGUUAUCAGUUGGUGUAUCACUGAGAUUAUUCGGUAUUCUUUCUUUGGUACAAAGGAGGCAUUUGGUUCUGCUCCAUACUGGCUGUUAUGGCUUAGGUAUAGCACCUUCCUCGUGUUGUAUCCAACUGGAAUUGCCAGUGAAAUUGGUAUUAUCUAUAACGCUCUACCUUAUAUGAAGGAAUCUGGAAUGUAUUCCAUAAGGAUGCCCAACAAAUGGAACUUUUCAUUUGAUUACUUCUAUCUGGCAAUUGUGGUACUCGCAAUAUAUGUACCAGGAAUUCCUCACUUGUAUGGCUACAUGCUUGGACAAAGAAAGAAGACUUUGUCAAAAUCGAAAAAGGCGUGAUGCUUGAAGAUGGCACAUUCGAGUUAUCUUCAUUCUUUAGAAACACUCCGCCCAAUUCGUUGUUGGGUGGAUUAUAACCAUCUUUGAUGAGUGAUGUCCUUGUAUCUUUUGUGUUUAGUCUGUGUGUUCCAUCCGUUUGUUAAUUGAUGAUUUAAUCUUCAUAGCA
This is a messenger RNA of Erigeron canadensis, 1008 nucleotides long. RefSeq names its product very-long-chain (3R)-3-hydroxyacyl-CoA dehydratase PASTICCINO 2. NCBI's taxonomy places the organism in Eukaryota, Viridiplantae, Streptophyta, Magnoliopsida, Asterales, Asteraceae. The record is from RefSeq and is a predicted model, not a curated record. Gene Ontology annotation, biological process: sphingolipid biosynthetic process; very long-chain fatty acid biosynthetic process; fatty acid elongation. The coding region runs from base 177 to 842 and encodes 221 amino acids. The transcript has 9 exons. Gene Ontology annotation, cellular component: endoplasmic reticulum membrane. Gene Ontology annotation, molecular function: 3-hydroxyacyl-CoA dehydratase activity.